AUGGCCCUUGUAAUCUAUAUGCACCCAGCCUCGCAGCCAUCCCGCUCGGUCAGCAUCUUCCUCAAGUUGAACAAUGUCGAUUAUGAAGAGCGUGUUGUGGAUAUGGUGAAGGGUGAACACCGUCAGCCUGCAUUCAAAGAGGUGAACCCACACGGCCUGGUGCCGGCAAUGGAUGAUGAUGGAUUCAAACUGAAUGAGAGCCACGCCAUCCUCAAGUACAUAGUGGCAUCGCGUCCGUGCGACGACGCAUGGUACCCACGCGACGUGCAGAAGCGAGCACGAGUGGACGCGCUCUUGGACUGGCACCACACCAACACGCGCAGAAACACCGUGGGCAUAGUGUUCAACGAGGUGGUGGCAGCCAUGUUCGGCGUGCAGGGCGAUCCACACGUGGCAGCGCUGUCCCGCCGUGGCCUGCAGUCAGCGCUCUCCGCCUUGGAGAACAUCAUGCUCGCACAGGCAAACCCUGACGACCCCGACGCGCCUAAGUUCCUGGAAGGGAAUGCGCAGCCCACCCUGGCUGACCUGUGCAUUGCGUGCGAGCGAGUUAUGCAGCUGGAGGUGCGUCAGCGCAUUGCCGGUUUCAAACAGCUGUUAGUUGUUGGGCGCAGAGGGCAAGGAGGCAUUGCUGGGAGAGCACAAGAAGGUGCGGGCAUGGCUAGAGGCAGUGAGGGCAGCAUGCAACCCGGUGUUUGA
Closterium sp. Yama58-4 is the source of this 696-nucleotide messenger RNA. Lineage: Eukaryota; Viridiplantae; Streptophyta; Zygnematophyceae; Desmidiales; Closteriaceae. The record is from the annotation of a GenBank genome assembly.